This is a messenger RNA of Sorghum bicolor (sorghum), 993 nucleotides long. RefSeq names its product peptidyl-prolyl cis-trans isomerase 7. Gene Ontology annotation, biological process: protein folding; protein peptidyl-prolyl isomerization. Gene Ontology annotation, cellular component: intracellular membrane-bounded organelle. The transcript has 6 exons. Bases 42 to 776 code for a protein of 244 amino acids. Gene Ontology annotation, molecular function: peptidyl-prolyl cis-trans isomerase activity. NCBI's taxonomy places the organism in Eukaryota, Viridiplantae, Streptophyta, Magnoliopsida, Poales, Poaceae. The record is from RefSeq and is a predicted model, not a curated record.
GCCCACCUGUCAGCCAGCGCCAGCCCUCCUCCUUAUAAGGAAUGAUCGAGGACGACGCGACGCAGCAGGGAGAGCCGCAGGUUCGCCGGCGACGAGGAGGAAGGAAUCAGAGGCGCCCAGGAGACCCGGCCGCGAUGGCUCCGCGCAGCUCGUCGGCGACGUGCUUGUGGCUCGCUCUCGCCGCGGCCAUCCUGGCGCUUGCUCAGGCACAGGGAGGGUCAUCAGCGGCGGACCUGGAGAAGGUUACGGCCAAGACCUUCUUCGAUAUCGAGAUCGACGGCAAGCCUGCAGGCCGGAUCGUGCUAGGACUUUUUGGGGACACUGUUCCUAAAACAACAGAGAAUUUCCGAGCACUUUGCACAGGGGAGAAAGGAACGGCCAAGUCUGGCAAGCCUCUGUCGUACAAGGGGUCGACAUUCCACAGGAUCAUCCCGGGAUUCAUGAUCCAAGGAGGCGAUUUCACAAACGGCAACGGGACGGGGGCUGAAUCCAUCUAUGACAGCACGAUCUUCCCUGACGAGAACUUCAAGCUCAACCACACUGAAGCCGGUACGCUGUCCAUGGCCAACUACGGGCCAGACUCCAACGGCUCCCAGUUCUUCAUCACCACUGUAGAAGAAAACAAGUUGCCGAAGAAGCUGGACGGGAAACAUGUUGUGUUUGGCAAGGUGGUGGAAGGGAUGGACGUCGUCAAGAAGAUUGAAGCUGAAGGCCAAGCGACCGGCGUGCCCAAGGCCAAGGUCGUCAUAGUCAACAGCGGGCAGCUCCCAUCAUAGAGAACUGAUGAUCCAUCUAUCUCCAUCCCAUCCAUCUUGUUAAGAAACCAAACAUUUGCUGUGUUUUUCAGUGUGCCAUUGCAUGUUGUUGUUGUCACGGUGCGGAGGCUAUAGACGCCGUUGUAUCGCAGCUCUCACUUCUCUUUUAAUGAAAUACAUGUAAAAAAAUGUUAUUUGUCACAGUGAUGCUUCAUUUAUUUAAAUUUGUUUGGUUGGA